This is a messenger RNA of Pygoscelis adeliae (Adelie penguin), 7530 nucleotides long. RefSeq names its product angiotensin II receptor, type 1 (gene AGTR1). The transcript is spliced from 2 exons. The record is from RefSeq and is a predicted model, not a curated record. Gene Ontology annotation, cellular component: membrane. Gene Ontology annotation, molecular function: angiotensin type II receptor activity. Gene Ontology annotation, biological process: immune response; G protein-coupled receptor signaling pathway; regulation of vasoconstriction. The coding region runs from base 132 to 1211 and encodes 359 amino acids. Lineage: Eukaryota; Metazoa; Chordata; Aves; Sphenisciformes; Spheniscidae.
GGAAAGUAAGAUCGGGUUGGCAAUGCAUCAGUGAGUGGCAUGAUUGAAGACAAGAUAAAAAGCAGGCUACAGCAAAAGGUGUGAACUUCGUAUUUUCUCCCUGAAACUAGGUUACAGCUGAAGAGAUCAAGAUGGUCCCAAAUUACUCUACCGAAGAAACGGUUAAAAGAAUCCACGUCGACUGUCCUGUUUCAGGAAGGCACAGUUACAUCUAUAUUAUGGUUCCAACUGUUUACAGCAUCAUCUUUAUCAUAGGCAUAUUUGGGAACAGCCUGGUCGUUAUUGUCAUUUACUGCUACAUGAAAUUAAAAACAGUAGCCAGCAUCUUUCUUCUAAACCUGGCGCUGGCUGACUUGUGUUUUUUGAUAACCCUGCCGCUCUGGGCAGCCUACACGGCCAUGGAGUACCAGUGGCCUUUCGGCAACUGUUUGUGUAAGUUAGCAUCAGCAGGGAUAAGUUUCAACCUGUACGCCAGCGUGUUCCUCCUCACAUGCCUUAGUAUUGACCGAUACCUGGCCAUAGUACAUCCAGUGAAGUCCCGAAUUCGACGUACCAUGUUUGUUGCCAGAAUAACUUGCAUUGCCAUCUGGCUUCUCGCCGGUGUGGCCAGUUUGCCCGUCAUCAUUCACCGUAAUAUAUUCUUUGCUGAGAACUUGAACAUGACAGUCUGCGGUUUUCGGUACGACAACAAUAACACAACGCUCCGGGUUGGGUUGGGUUUAUCCAAAAAUUUGCUGGGCUUUUUAAUUCCUUUUCUGAUCAUAUUAACAAGCUACACCCUAAUUUGGAAGACCCUGAAGAAGGCAUAUCAAAUUCAAAAAAAUAAGACUAGAAAUGAUGAUAUUUUUAAGAUGAUUGUGGCAAUAGUAUUUUUCUUCUUCUUUUCCUGGAUUCCUCAUCAAGUGUUCACUUUUCUGGAUGUAUUAAUUCAGUUACACGUAAUAACAGACUGCAAAAUCACUGAUAUUGUGGAUACGGCUAUGCCCUUCACCAUUUGCAUCGCUUACUUUAACAACUGCUUGAAUCCUUUUUUUUAUGUUUUUUUUGGAAAAAACUUUAAAAAAUACUUCCUUCAGCUAAUAAAAUACAUUCCGCCAAGUGUCAGCACACAUCCAAGCCUAACAACAAAAAUGAGCUCCCUCUCAUAUCGGCCACCAGAAAAUAUACGCUUGCCCACUAAAAAGACUGCUGGGUCUUUCGACACCGAGUGAUGCGUUUUGCAACACACUUUUUUUUGAACAACCUUGCGAACGAAGCAGCAAGAAUGACAAAAUUCAUCUGCAGUCCUGAACAUCACAGCUUACUGCUCAUUGCAGAAACAUCAGAUCACCGCAGAGAAAUCACACUGUAAAGAUGUAGCAGUGGCCUUUUAUUUUACAUUGUGAAGAGGACUGCUGGUUUUCAUUUUGUUUUUCUUUACCGAAAGCAACAUAAGUGGUGGACAGGCAUGUCAGAGUUUCUGUCAGCAUCCUGCCGUUCACUCAGAACUACAAAAGAAGGGUAGAGAAAACUCCUAACUUAAGUUCAAAGAUCUUUUUAAAGGAAAAGCUUGUAUAAAACACCUGAAUUAUGAAGGACGUGUUCAGCACAUACAUGAGUUAUUCCAAGUUUUGUUCAAGGAGCUGAUAGAGCUACACUGCUUGUUUUGUUGGGUUUUUUUUAAAUGACGUAAAUGUCAUAUCGUCAUAUUUAUAAUACAUUUUCAAAUAUAUGCUAUGGAUAGAGGCCCAAUUUUAAACUCGAAUGGAAAUUUAAGGUCCUUUAAAUUGGUCUCAUUCUGAUUUAUGCUACUAUUUUUCAUUUUUUAAAAUGGCAAAUUUUUCAUAAUAAUAUAUGCAAUAAAACGCAGAUUUAUUUAUUAAAUAGAGAAGAAAUAUAUUUUUAGAUUUAUAUUCCUACUCAUAGAUUUCAAACAUUGCUUCAUGAAUGUACAUUUAUAUCCCAGUGGGUAUUUUUAUAGAAGCUUAAGAAAAAUAUGUAUCUAUAUAUACACACACACACAAAUGGCGUUCACUUAACCUUUCCUCAUGAUCUGCCGCACUGACUUUGAAGAACAUUACUUAUGGAGUGGGUUGACUCCAUACUCUAUGUGACUAAAAGUAAAAUUCUGUAUUUGAAAACAUGAAUUCUGGCACAGAGGUGAUCAGAAAACUUCAAACUGUGUUUGUAUAAGAACCAGUGCACUCGAUGAGAGAAAUUACCAACUAAUCAAAUCCACUCAAUUUUUCAAAUUCCUGAACAUUUAAUAAUUCCAAUAAGCAAAAAUGUGACAAUGCUUGUAUUACAAUUUAACUAAUAAUGCUUUUAGUCACAUCACGAAACAUCUGAGACCAAACUUUACUCUUGGCUUUUACGGAAUUGCUCUCCAUUUAUACAAACUAAGCCUAGAGUAUUUGCUCCCUGUAGAACCUUUUUUUAUGUGUAUGGAAUGAAUUCAAAUUUAUACUAGCAUAAAUCAGAACAAAAGUCUGGCUUAAACUCUCCAUACAAAUGAUGGGGGAAAGGUGAUAAGCACUGUAGGAAGUUCCAGCCAAUGAUAUCCUCCUAUGUCCUUUUUACCUCAAGGAAUGAGCUCCAGAAAAAUUUAUUCUUGAUUCACACUCAUUUAUUGUCUUCAAAGAUAAAUGAGUUCAUAAAUACUUUCUGACAUAGUAAAACUUAAGAAAAAUUCCAAAACUGUACAUAUAUCAUGUAGGCAGUUACAUGACCCUUGAGAAUUUGCAAUAUUUAUAAUCUUCAAAAAUACACAUCUAAUGCGGCUUUGUCUCGGGUAGCAAGUGGUUGGAUUAUCCAUAUAUUCUGAUUAUCAGUCUCUUGCAUAUACACAAAUAAUAUUUUAAAUUAUUUUUUACUUUAGGAAAUUAUUUUAAAUCAAAACACAACAAAAAAGUUAUUUCUGUAGUUUAAUACUUUUUAAGAAAAAACGGGACUACAACCAGGUCUGGGAAUCUUGUGCCUCUUCCUGCUCUUUCAUUCACUUAUUUUAAGGCAAGUUUCUUCAGUUUUGCCUUUGUUCUUCCAGCUGCAAAAUGGGAACAAUCUCUACUUACAUACGUCACAAGGCACUGUGAAGAUUCACUAAAACUUCUAAAGCUGCAUGUUAAAAAAAAUGCUCUUUCAUUGAAGGUUUAAGUUAAUUUAAUCACAAGCUAGUAUCUCAAAAUUUGCAACCUGAAUGUGUCAUGUUAAAGACACGGUUAAAUUAUUCCUAUUUCAUAUAAUGCUUCAUAUUUAGCUUAUAUCUAUCCUUACACGCGAGACAGCCAUUCGUUAAAAAUGAAGAUGGCAAUAGUCCCAUGCAUUAUAAAUGGCAUCCAGAACAGCACCACUGCCUCAGCACUCAGUAAGCUGACAAAGGACUGACAGAGCCUGCCCUUUAUCUGUAUGAUAUUGUGUUCAUGUACAUGUGUGCACAUGCUGAGCAGCAUCGGGAGCUUCCCCUGGCAGAGGCAGAUCUGCGUCAGACAUAAUUCAGUGUGCUCUGCUUGCCACCUGCUGGAUGCAGCCACAAGUUUGUUUUUCAUCUCAAAAUUAGUUAUAGGAAGAGACAGCAAUAUUUCCCUGCUUCCUGAUGGAUCUGGAGAUCCUUACCUGUGGCAAAGCUCCUGUAGAAAUCAAAUACAAACUUGUCCAUCGGGGAGGUAGUUAACUUCCUUGACAGAGGCUAAGCAAGCAUUUCCUCAUCACCUGCUGAUCCCUUUGGUCACUGAAACCCAGUGUCCCCAACGACCACAAUAGAUAGCUCAUUUGCAAAACGUUGAUUGCAUUACUACAAGAGCCAUCCCAAAGAGAAGAAAUAUAUAUGUGCAUAAAAAUAAAAAUCAAAGCAUAUUUGCGCACGUGAUAACUAAGUACUUAGCUGAAAGGACUCAUUUAUCACCAAGAAGAAAAAGAAGCAGAAUCAGUGGUGACCGUGAACUAUAAAAAUGACUGCAUUACAGUGGAAAACAGAAGAGAAGCCAUCAGUUAGUGAUUUUGAUCAGUUCAUGCCAGAUCAUGCGUUUUUAAGAGACUGCGUAACCCAGGCUGCUGGUGCCACCUGUGCCUACCUGCGUCAUGGGAAAAAGCACGAGCAUGCACAUUUGGCUGGGCUGCUGCAGGAAAGGCAGGAAGGGAUUGCAGCUGGUGUGCUUUGAAGGCAAGACUGACCUUGAAUUGAUAGGCAAAAAGAGUGGAGGGCAAAGCUGCUGUUAAAUAGUGCUUGGAAAUUUUUGUUCUCCUGAGGAAGGGGUAGGAAAAUGAUCAUCAGCUGCCAAAUAUAGUGGAUCCUAGUUUAAUGUUUCCUUAAAAAAAAAAAAAGAAGUGGCAAAUCAAUGGCUACUGAAAAGUAUCCAGAGAUAAAACUCUCAAGCAACUCUAACUGGGCAGCAGCAGAGAGCAAACUCCUUUGGAGCACAGUUACUGUGUACAGCCACAUCCUGCAGUUUCAGGCAUCCCCACAAAGCCCCGAGCUGACAGGUAACUGAAGCGUCCCUGUUUCCCUCAGCACACCCACACCAUUUCCAUCACACACCUAGCUGCAACCAAUGCAGGUGCUGAGACGCAUUGCUGCUGAGCCUGACGCUCCUCUGCCCACCUACGUGCUGAAAAUACCGGGCUGGAGACCUGUGCGUGGGGCAGGCAGAGCAGCAGCGUGACAGAGUGCAGGAUCUGGCCGCUGGUGUGAACCCUUGGCUGUGUGGUCCCUGCUGAGGGGCAGGUGGGAGAUGGCCAGGGUAUCCUUUGGUGCAAGAACCUACUCCUUGCCAACAGAGGAGGGGGGGAGUAAGAUUGGCUCUAUAUGACUUUGCCAUCUUUGGGGAACUUUGGGUUGAGCCAUCUUAAUUUAAUAUCAAAAUAAGAACUAGCUAUGUAUGUUUAAGAACAAACUCCCACUAUCUUAGAGAACACAAAGUUAAUUAAGAUGCAGUACUAUGCUGUUAUUUUAAAAAGAAGUAUCCAGAGUGCUUUUCAUUCUCAGGAUGACCAAAGUAAAAUACUUGACAACCUCUUAGUCUGUCCCUGUACUUUCCUGGUGUGAGGAACUCAAGCCAGUAUUAAUGGGGACAGCAUAUAGCCAGCCCUAAAUAUAGGGUUCACUACUCCUAAUCUACCACAAUUAUAUUCCGUGGACUUAUUUCAAUGAAUACUUUCUUUCUGCUGGCAGAAUAAUUACUAAAUCACAUUAUGUUUGACAUAUACAUGCAUAAUAUUUAUUUCUAUUUAUUGUGCGAUAGUACUUUAUAUGACUCAUGUUUCAUGCUCUGCUCUCUACUUGCUUGCCCAUUAUAUGCCUAUCCUAAAUCAUACUAUAUAAUCUGCACUGGUUAGCCUAAAUUCCAAUGAAACAAUUACAGAUACAGUAGGGAUUAAUUUGGCUUCUCAGUUUAACAAUUUCCUCAUGUUUACAUUGUUAAUCAAGAUGGUACGAGGCCAAAAGUCCUUUACUUCACCAGAACUACUAUUUAGGUGAUGGUUUUCAUCAUCUACUUGAAACUGUGACAGCAGCAGAGAAUACAGCAGGAUUCCCAGGUUUGGUUUAGUUUUGCUUGCAGAGCUUGAGCAAUGAUUUAUCUUACUGACCUCCUUUUUAAGUAUACUGAAGUGCAAGUAUUCCCAGGGAGAAGUUUGCAAUGGAAAGAAGAAACAAAUACUUGGGAGGAGGUGGAAGAAGGCCUAAAAGCAGGGACUUGCCGAUUUUGGAAAUAUUUAGUGUUAAAUGUAAACAUUUAACUUUAUUUUUGCAACAGAUGCUAGGGAAAAAGAAAAAAAAAGACCCUAAGACUAAAUCUUUCAGCUAAGUAGUAAAAGCUUCCAGAAAGUUUUGAGAGGCUCUUUUAAGUUUCUUAAUAAUGUCCUGCUCAGUUUGGAACAUACCAAGCCAUUCUUAGCCCACUCACAAGGUCAGGGUCUCCAGCUCUGCUCUUCUACAUCACAUUACAGGCUUGGCCAGACCAUCAUCCCACCAGCUUGUGCAAAGUGAUGAGGUGGUUCUAUCAAUCAUCGGGUCCGUUUCAACAGCGACCUCGCUACCAAGGCUGAACUAAUAAAUCCUCAAUGUUAAUGGCAGAGCUGUCAAGCUCAUUGUCUCUGGUGAGUUCUGCAGACGUGGCUAGACAUUCAAGAAAUAGGUACAGAUGACAUUCGAGAACAGCAUUACGCGAUCUUUAGUAGACUAGUGCCACGGCCUGCAGCUUUACAAGUACUUGAUAAAUUAGUUAACAGGAACUAGAUAUUAUUUUCUUUUAAAUAUUUUUGUGGAGUCGUAAGUGGUGAAGUGGUGGAUGUUAAUGUUUUCUCUUUCAAUAGAAAUAGUUUUAUAUUGUAGAAGUUUACUACUGUAAGAACUUUCAUUGUCUGAAGCAUUACUAAAGACAUACACAUCAUCAGUAGAUGUCUUUGUGAAAGCCAUCUCCACUGCUGUAUUAACCCACCCAAAGCAAAGAGAUAUGUUUCUAUAUUAUUGUAAGCACUACACUAUUAUCAGUAUAUCUAUGGCUAGCUAUCAUCUUCGACAAUAUCAUCCUUACCAAAGUAUUUCUAUUUAAUGCUGUAAUAUUUUAUGCCACCAUUCCUCAUUCCUUCCAAUCUAAAGCCUAACCCAGCACCCCCUAAACUCGAGAUGAACAGGCUGUGUCUGCAAUUCACAGUGGAAAGGCUACCCGGCUAGCUCCAAAAUCACAUGUAGAACAGCAGUUCAGUAAUUCACUGGUGUUUCCCAGAACUGGCUAAGCUAGUAAAGUUUCCUUGGAAUGGAUACUUAACAAAUUGCUAAUUUUCCUAUACACAGGUUAGAGUUUAAAGCAGAAUUUAGGCUUAACUUUUUAGAAGCUAAAUUAAAUUAUAGGGACAGAUUUACCCAGAAUAUUGUGUCAAAUACAGGAUCGCAUUACAUUAUGAAUAAUGGCCCUGAAAAGCCAGGCUCAGGCUGCCUGUAGCCGAGUAUUCAAUGUAAAUAUAUCCACUUAGAAUAAGCUUUGGUGUUUCUAAGCAGUGCCACAUUGUACAGGGGCUUCAGUGGAAACAGGAUCAGGUUCCAGCAUAAUAAGAGGGGAUUGGUGCUUUGCUUUUUUUUUGCCAGAAGAACGGUAGAAUGGAUCACAUAUUUCCAUUUCAAAUUCGUAUGAAAAUAAAACUGAUUUUAAUCUUGCAUAUCCCUAGUAAACCCCACUUCAUACUCUGUUUUAUAGUGUCACACACUGGGAAAAAGUGAAAAACAGUUAAAAGCUAGGCCUAUGAAAUUUUAUAGUUUAUCUACUGAAUAACUUAUUUUCUAUGUAUUUUAGUUAUUCCUCAGCUUUAUAUAUAUCGGCAGUGCUGUGAGGCUACAAUGGAGCACAGGCCCUGGUGCAGGAGGAGGUAUACAUAGACAUACCAUCCCUUAGAGCUUUACAGCCUAAGCAGAGGGUGAAAAAUUGUUAGAAUAGGGUGGAAAGCAAAGACUGUUGCUGAACAAAUACAAAACCAUGAAGAUAUUUCACCCUGCUGUUAAAUAAAUAAAAAAGUAAUUUUUUUUUUUUUUAAACCAAAGUGAGCCAAAAAGCUUCUCUC